AUGAACUCUCAGCCCUUUUACUUUGAGACGGCAUUUACAAUUUAAAAAGAUCUUACUGAAGAGUAUAGCGAAGAUAAGAUUUAAAUUAAAUCGAACAUUAAAUAACUAUUAAAUUAAUUAAAGUCUGAUUAAGAUAAAGCCCUAAACAUUCUUGGACUCUACGGAUAUUUAGAAACAAUAAUUAAUUAUAUGACAACAAGAUACAAUGCUAACCUUUAAUUUGAUGUUGAACUAUCGAAUCAUACUUAAGCCUGUAUUGGGAUGAUCAAAUUGGAUAGUUUAUUAGUGUUCUGUUAUCUAAUACCUGAAAAUAAAAAGGUUGAUUAAGUUGUGGAAUCAAUUGAAACUAAUUUAUUUAGAAUUUUAAUUGAUUUAUGCUAGAACAUUAUUAUCUUACCGACUGAAAAAAUACUUCAGAAAUGGAUUCCGAUUAAGGAUAGUCAACUCUUAAGGAACAAAAUGUAGAAUUAUUAAUCGGAAGAAAUUAAUUCUAAUAGUUGUCGUUGUGUUGAAGUCUAGUAGAAAUUAGCCAUAAAACAAAUCUAAAAUUAUAACUUAUAUUAUAAGAAUUCGUAGAACUCUAUACUAUUUUAUGAUCUAAAAUAGGAGGAGUAUUUUAAGCUAGUGGAAUCCUAUUAUUAAGACUAGGUGAAGAACAUCAUGUUAUUUGGGAGAUUAAACGAGGAAUUAGAAUUCCCGAAUCCAAUCUUAGAAAGAAAAUAUGUUUAAAAAAUAAAUAAGGAUGUGAUGUUUUCAAUGACUCAUUAUUUCUCGCAUUUCAAAGAUAGUGUUGAAAAUGGUUUAUAUUAAUAAUUGCAGUUGAAGUUUUCACCUUAAGAGUUCGACUUCUUAAAAUUGGUUAAGUUCUUCUUAAAUCAUGCUUUUAGAAAACUGAAUUCUUUCAAAGAUAAUACUGAAGUGCUGAAGGGUCCGGAAUUGAUCAAAGAGGUCAAGACAUCCAACAUACGAAUGAAAUCAAAGGAAUUAUUAGCUAAAUUGAUCAGAAUUGUCAUUAAGUAUAUCAAUAGAGAGUUUUCAAAGAUGUAGGAUUUUGUGAACAGAAAGAUUAAGUGGAUAAUGGAGAAGAUUGAGAUAGAAUAAGGAGUGGGUCAAGAAUUCAUUGUGGAGAUGAAACUAUAGAGAUUUAAGAUCUUUAGAAAUAUGGACAAUACAUUUAAGAAAAUCGAAUUUUUGGACAAAGACAUGAAUAUUUCGAAGGAGAAGGAAACUAAAUUCUAAUAAUAAAAUUAUCAUAGUUAUUAAUUGAUUGACUUCUUUUAAUUGUAUAAUUUAAAUGAAGGAAAGUAGAGUGACUAUCUAUUGAUAAUGAAAUGUAUCAUGGUAGAAUCUAAGAAAAAUUGUUAUCAUGUAUAUUUAUUAUAAGAAAACAGGAAACCUGUGUUGGUUGUGAUUUACACUGACUUAAAUAAUCCUUAUUUUUAUUAUGCCUUAGAGUAAUAAACCUUAUAUCAGUUUAAUUUGCCAAAGAGGAUUGUGAUUUCGACCUUGAAUAAGGAUAAGGAAUGCAUAGACACAGAAAGAGUGAUAGAAUUGGAAGAGACAAUCUAUAUAAUAUAAUACAGUUAUUCUGAGGAGUAUGAAUGUUUUUUAUUGUUGUCAGAUGACAAGAAAGUAUACAAAUGGUCAGCUAAUGAUUAAGAAUUUAUUCAAUAAUUGUAGAGUUAUCAAGAUGAGGAGGGAUUCGUAAAUGAAAAGGAAUUUGAUGCUGACUAUUACAACUUAAUCGUAUGCGGAUCAGGCAAGUUUUACUUAUUAUUUAAAAUCCAAUCAGUAGAUAUAUAUGAUUUUAAUAAUACAAGAAUUUCAUCAAUAUAAUUUAGAUCAAUAUAUUAAUAAGAUUAGAUUUACAUAUUUAGUGACCAAUACGAUAGUUUUAUCCUUUUGGCCAAAAAUGAAGAUGAGUAGGAACUCUAUCAAUUGGAAAACUUUAAUAAGAAGAGUAAAUUGACUAGCAAUCAGAAUUACCUUAAACAAUCAUCCAAUUACAUUUUGGACUUAAUCAAAUAAUCAUUUAUAGUGUAUGGCAAGAACUCAAGCAUGUUAGAUGUUGUUGACACUCAAAGUAACUUUUAUUGUUCAUAAAAAUGCGGAGAAAUUAUUUAGGAUUGUUUUUACAAAAUCUAAUUGUAGAAAUAUUCAACAUUACAUAUACAGGAAGUGUUUGAGAUAAAAAGUGUAAAUUCAAGAGCAUUGCUUAAUGUAUUAUCAUCAAGAGUGCCGAUCUAAUUAUGUACAUUUGAAUAUAAGAGAUUAAUAGUGUUAAGUGAUGGAUUGAACAAAUUAAAUUAAAAUUUUGAUUGUAUUUAGAUUGAUAGAUAGUUGAAAUAGAUAUCCUUUGGAAUGAUAGAGGAAUUGUUAGAUGAUUACAAGAAGCCUAUUUAUGUAGUGAGUAUUUUGGGUAAGCAAUCUGGUGGUAAGAGUUAUUUGCUAAAUUAAAUCUUUGGUAUUAGAUUUGGAGUUUCAUCAGCGAGGUGUACAGAUGGGAUUUGGUGUAGUUAAGUUUAAUUGCAAGGACAUUAAUUUCUAAUUUUGGAUUGUGAAGGAUUGUUUGGAUAAAGGAGAAAUAAUAUAGAGGAAAUUACUCUAUUGUCUUUUCUAACAGCAAUAAGUGAUUUGACAAUAUUCAAUCAAUGUUCUUCUUAUGAUAGACAUUUGAAUGAGCUCUUUGAUAAUCUAAUAGAAGCCAAUACUAGAUUGAAAGGCAACCAAUUAUUCAAAAGCAGACUUAUGAUUUUGGUGAGAGACAUUUAUCAAGCUAGUUCAUAGAAUGCUCAAUAGGAAUUAGAUGGUCAAAUGGAUUCCAUAAUUAAUUCAUCUAAUAAUGAAUUGCUUAAGUAAUUGUUGAAGAAUGGAGUGAGUGCUCAACUAAUGAGUUAUUUUGAAUUAGAACAAUUUGAUAGAGACGUAAAUCAAAUCAGGGAGUAAAUCCUUGAAAAUGCAAAAAACACUGUCAGGUGGUAGGAUGCUUAGUCACUAUUUACAUCAAUGAAGAUCACCUUGCUGUAGUUAUCUGUAAAAGACACUAGGAAUGUCUAGGAUUAUGAGUUGAACUAUUAAAUACAUAAGUUAAAAGAAUAGUCAAAUAUCUAUUGGUUGGAAUUGCCAUCAUACAUAAUUAAGAAGGAGGAUGGCAACAAUAUAUCAUAAUAAAUAGUAUUAACUCAGACGAUUGAAGAUAAUUUCAGUAAAUUGUUGGAGUAAGCAUAAGAUAUCGUAAGAGUUAAUAUUGAAUAGGACUCUGCUUUUAUGCAAAAGUUUAUGAGAGUGGAUAAAUUGAUUUAGUCAUUUGCAAAUAAAAGAAUUAGUUAUAUCAUAAGCAUUAUAUCUAGGGAGAUAGAAUAAAAACUAGUCCCAAUAUAUGAGUUAGAUAGAGAUAUGAAGUAGAAUAUCUUAUUAGAUUGUGAAAAUGAGUUAAAAUAGCAUUUACAUGUUUAUAAGUUAUGUGGAUAAACAUGUAGUAGGUGUUAUGCAUUGUGUACUCAAUAUAAUGGACAUUUAAGCAAGAAUGGAACUAAGAUUGAGAAAGUGAGAGCUAUUAUUUAGAAAAAGAAAUCCAAGAUCCAAAUGAUCUAGAAGCAAUUAGAUUUGGAGGAUGGAGCAGAUUUGGAGUAAUUUGAGGCAGCAGAAAGAUUAAGUUUAUAAGAAUUACAGGUAAGUCUGUCAAGGAUUAAGGGAGAUCGUACAAUGGUUUAGAGAGCUUCAGCUUUGAAGGAAAUACAAUAGAAGAUAUAUCAUGUAGAAGGGAGGAUCAAGAAAUUAAAUAAUAUGAUAGAGUUAUAGGAGAGUGUGAAUAAAGAAUAAGAGUAGAUCUAGUAGUUUAAUAAGUAACACAUCUGUUGGAGUGAUACUCAUUUAUGUGAAGAGAAGAACUGUGAAUUAUUAUAAUCACAUUUUGGAGAACAUAUUUCUAAAGGUUUAAAAGAUGAUUAAUGUGAUAAAGAAUGUCUAUUAUGUUAGAGUCAAUGUAUACUGAGGAUUGGUCAUUCCAAUAAUUCAUUGCAUUAUUGUUAUAGUAAACAUGUGUGUUAAGAGACUUGCCUAUAUUGUGCUGAACAAUGUACUCAAGAUCCUUUUGUGGAACAUAAACAUAUGUGCAAUUUGAGAUAUUGUAAUAAAUCAUGUUCGUUGGGUUGUUAAAGACAGUGUUCAGAGUAACACUCUCAUGAAUUAGAGAAUGAGCACUUUUGCAAUUGUCAUCAUUAAUGUGAUAAAUUAUGCAAUUUGCCUGGGAUAUGCACAGUUGAUGGUUAUGUGAAGAGAGUGAAGAUGUGGAAGUCUAAUGCAGGUUCAUUAUAUGGAUAGACAAUUUAUGAGUAGGUCAGAAGGAAAGAAAAGUGUUUUAAAUUAAUUCCAAUAGGAGAAAACAGUCAUGAUUUAGGACAUGCUUGUUCAAAUAGGAAACAUUUGUGUGAUCAAUAAUGUCCCGGAUGUAAAGCUUAUUGUUAUUUAGAAUCAGGUCACACGAAUCUUCAUCAUACGAUAUAUCAUAAUGUGAUAGAGCCUUAAUAAUCAUGUUUUAAAUUGGACGAGAAAGAUGAAAAUAUCUAAUUUUGUAGACCUGAAACAUGUGAUGAAUACUGUAUUCGUCUAGGUAGAGGACAUAGUCAUGCAGUAGAAUGUGUUGAUGAGUUUCUUUGUUAUCAAUAACAACUUAAUAAGACUUCCAAAUAUUAUAAGGCUGUCCAUGUUUCAGAUAAUCUAGAUCAUGUUCUCUGCAAAUAGUUUUGGGAAAUCCUGGGCUGGGAAUAACCAAUCAGAGGUAGUAAAAGAAUUGAGAUUUCAAAAUGCAAUGCCAAAUGUUAGACAUGUAACAAAUUCUGUAAUUAUUUGGCAUGGCAUGAUAAAGGUAUCAAUACUAUGAAUCACAAGUUCGAAUGCUACAAUUCUCAUUAAAUUAAAUCAAUCAAUAUUGCUUUGAUUAUAGAUUGGACAGAUGAAUAGAAUAUCCAAAUCGCAUUUAAAUUGUUAUCUAUUUGUAAUAGUAUCAAGGGAGAAUUUAAUUCAGGCAAGGCCAAAUUCGCAAUCAUUUUGUAUCAUGAUCAUCAUCCUCAUAAAGAAAUCUCCUCUCCUACAUUCAUCCUUAGUGAUUUCACAGAUUCUGCUACUCUACUAUCAAAACUCAAGGAUGUCAAACCAAAAAAGGCCACUGCCAUAUCAGAUUAUCCUAAUGCUGUACUUGAUGGACUGCACGAGUAAUAAUAAUUGUCUUGGUCCAACAAAAAUUCUCAAAAAAUAGUUAUCCUAUUAACAUAGGCUCCUCCUCAUGGUCACUCCAAAUAUCACAGUUUUGAUGAUAAUUAUCCCAAAGGUUGUCCUUGCAAACUGAAAGAAGUGGAUAUUUUAAAAAACUAUAGAAUGAAAUAAAUUCAUUUGAUUAUUCCUGAACUUAGUUGCCAUCUAAAUUUAAUGAUCAAAAUCUUCUAGAGCUAUUUACCUAACUUACAUUCCAUCAAUACAAAUAAAAAUAUGGCAGAAACUAUUAUCAAAUAUUUAUUCAAAUAUCUUUAAAUUUCCUAAUAAAGCAAAGUCUGA
Messenger RNA from Paramecium tetraurelia, 5553 nucleotides. RefSeq lists its product as uncharacterized. The transcript has 2 exons. NCBI's taxonomy places the organism in Eukaryota, Ciliophora, Oligohymenophorea, Peniculida, Parameciidae. Gene Ontology annotation, molecular function: protein binding; GTP binding. The record is from RefSeq and is a predicted model, not a curated record.